Messenger RNA from Notolabrus celidotus (New Zealand spotty), 1657 nucleotides. It is a transcript of the gene irf1b, whose product is annotated as interferon regulatory factor 1b. NCBI's taxonomy places the organism in Eukaryota, Metazoa, Chordata, Actinopteri, Labriformes, Labridae. Gene Ontology annotation, biological process: regulation of transcription by RNA polymerase II; immune system process. Gene Ontology annotation, cellular component: nucleus. Bases 128 to 1012 code for a protein of 294 amino acids. The transcript is spliced from 10 exons. Gene Ontology annotation, molecular function: RNA polymerase II cis-regulatory region sequence-specific DNA binding; DNA-binding transcription factor activity, RNA polymerase II-specific. The record is from RefSeq and is a predicted model, not a curated record.
ACCCACUUCUGAUCGAGACAGAGUCUAGAGAGGAUAACUCACUGAGGAAGGGAAGCUUCUGUGGAGCAAACUUUAACUAAACGGACUAUUCUUGUGCAUUUUCAACUCUUAAGCAAAGUCUGCAAACAUGCCUGUGUCAAGGAUGAGGAUGAGGCCAUGGCUGGAGAAGAUGAUCGAGUCCCAUACCAUCUCAGGUCUUACCUGGGUGGACAAGGAUAAGACGAUGUUCUCCAUUCCCUGGAAGCAUGCCGCCCGGCACGGCUGGGAGGUGGACAAGGAUGCUUGUCUUUUCAAAAAAUGGGCCGUCCACACAGGAAAAUACACCGAAGGUCAGAGCUCUGACCCAAAGACAUGGAAGGCAAACUUCCGCUGUGCGAUGAACUCGCUGCCUGACAUCGAGGAGGUGAAAGACAGAAGCAUUAACAAAGGCCACCAAGCUGUGCGCGUCUUCAGGAUGUUACCCCCCACACCUAAAUCGAGAGAUAAACGCUGCAAAGCAAAGGAAGCGGGCUCCAGGAAGAAGACUUCACAGAUCAAGAUGGAGGAAGACGAGGAUUACAGCGACACCCAGUCCCCCAUGAACGAGUCGGCGAAUGAAGACACACAGUCCACUCAGGAGAGCACGGUGGACAGCACGGUGCACACAGAUCAGCAAGAUUUAGCGUGUGUGUCGCCCUCUGAAGUUCCAGACUGGUCCUUCUCUGUCGAGAUCGGGAAUGAGAGCUUUCCAAACUUCCCACACAGAUUUGAAGUCUCACCUGAACACGACCCCGACUACGACAACAUCAUCGAGAUUUGCCAGCAACUGGAGAAAGAAACAAACAUGAUGUCGAGCAGUUUAGACGACACGGGGUUCCUGAGCAAUGAAGCAUGCACCAGUCCAGGGAGCCAAUGGAGCGAAUCCUCCUCAGUCGAAGAGCUAGACGAGCUCCCGCAGUACACAGUUCUGGGCUCAGGCUUCCUCAGCCCCACAGACGACAUCUGGAACAGCUUCUGCUCCCCCAUGUACUGAGUCAGGACGGGACAGGACGGUGCUUUGUCGCUUUGGACUUUUACAGAGCUUGUCCUAACUGCUCCACUUGUACAGACCCUUCUUUCAGCUGACACAACCAUCCUCUUCAUCCUCAUCAUCGGCGUCAUCCCUCCACACCGUGAUGGGUGGUGUCCUCAUUUUAAGCUAAAACACGGCCCUCCUGCUUCCCCCCGUUUGGUGCCUUGUGUUGCCCCGUGAGAGCGUCCCUCCUCAUCCUCCUGAACCUUUCUGUGAAUCUCAGAGAAGCUAUGAAGUGCACUGCUGUUUGUAUUUAUUGUUUUUGGCUGGUUCAAGGCAUCCCAUUUAUCUGACAGUACAACAUAUAUGUCAAACUCAUGCAGGAAUAACAUGGGGUCACACACUCAUUAACACAUAGCAGGUAGUUUAAAGCUACCUCCACAUGCAUACAUGAUCAUAUCCAGAUAGAUUUGUCAGGUAGUACCAAGUUAUCCCAUAUCUGUUCCUCCGUUAUGUGCCAUACUUAAAGUUUGAGAUCUUCUCACUGUUGGUGAAGUCUCUAUGUCAGAAUCAUGUUGCUUGUUUGUAGCUUGAAGCAAAAUGUAAAUAUGUAAAUAUUUUUCUUGUUUUUUUUUCUAAGAAAAUAAAAAUAACUUUGUGAAAGAA